Messenger RNA from Neurospora tetrasperma FGSC 2508, 1572 nucleotides. RefSeq lists its product as uncharacterized. The record is from RefSeq and is a predicted model, not a curated record. The coding region runs from base 1 to 1572 and encodes 523 amino acids. Lineage: Eukaryota; Fungi; Ascomycota; Sordariomycetes; Sordariales; Sordariaceae. The transcript has 2 exons.
AUGACUUUCAAAGGACUCUACAAGGUCUAUCUCGUACUUGCCAGCUUCUCUAGCGUACAUGCCGCAACCGUCAACACCCCCAAAGUCAUCGAACGAGACGUCAUUAUUAUUGGCGGCGGAGCAGCCGGCUCCCAUGCCGCUUUCCGACUCCAACAGGACUACAAUAAGAGCAUCGUCUUGAUCGAAAAGGAGUCCAUCCUCGGCGGCCACGUAGACACCUACCUCGACACCUCCACCACCCCACCCACCCCCCGCGAAUACGGCGUCCAAGUCUACUUUCCCUACCUCGACGGCCUCGAUUUCAUUUCCCGCUUCAACCUGACUCUCCUCCCCGGCCUCGGUCCCCGCGGCUCCACCACCACCCGCAACAUCGACUUCUCCACCGGCCUCGAGCUUCCAUCCACCUACACCGGCCCCGACCCCUCCAGCAUCACUUCAGCCAUCAUCCGCUUCCACAACCUCAUGGUCUCCCAAGGCUGGGACAAGAUGAUCGAACCGGGGUUCUGGAACUUGCCUCCUGGUCCUCAAAUUCCCGAGGACUUACUCCUUCCCAUCGGCGAAUUUGCCAAGAAAUGGAACAUCACCGAAGCAUUACCGAGGAUGUAUGAAUCCACAGGCGGCGGUCCGGCGUCUCGCCAUCGUACCUUUACUGAUAUUUUGACUCUCACCUUUUUGCAAAGUUUCAGUCCAGCGUGGAUGAAAGUCCUCUAUGGCCAAGUGGGCAUGUACCAUAUCCAGGGAGGGAACCAGCUUCUUUAUGAGGCUAUCCACGCCCGUCUGGGAGCCGAAAAUGUCCUCCUCAACUCACUCGUAUCGAGCGUCCGCCGCCCUGCAGAGAACGCGGAUGACAAGAGAGGAGACAUAGAAGUCGCCAUCUCGACAUCUACCACCUCGAGGUCCCUUCAUGUUUCCAGGAAUGAACCAACAACAACUACCACCUCUACCACUACAAUGAUCCGCGCAAGGAAACUCCUCCUCGCCAUCCCCCCCACCCAAGAAAACCUCGCCCCCUUCGAUCUUGAUUCUCUCGAAUCCAAUCUCUUUAGCCGCGCUAAAUACGGCCGCUACGGCACGGCUAUCGUCUCUUCGCCAGUGUUACCUAGGGGCUACGAACUGCAUAAUACCCCUAUCCUAGCAGCCAUCGAUCCUAACAAGCCGUUCAUCAAUGAGCCGCAUGUCCUAGAGUUUGCUAGCUAUGGUAAUGACAGCAAGCUGUUUAGCAUUGGGACUAGUGGGAGCGGGUUGGGCUAUGGGGAAUUUGAUGAGCGGGAAGCGACCAAAGUGGCGCAGGAGAGUUUGGAGCGCAUGGUUGAUGCUGGGACAGUCAAGGUACCUGAUGGAAAGGAACCUGGAGGAGAUCAAAAGUUGAAGGUGGUGGAGUAUUCGGAUCAUGGACCGGGUGGGUUUGGGGUUAGUGCCGAGGAGAUGAAGGGAGGGUGGAUGGAAGAGAUGUAUGGGUUGCAGGGGAAGAGAGGGACGUGGUAUACGGGGAAUGCGAUUGCGAUCGACUUUUCGACGCAGUUGUGGAAGAUGAAUGAUGAGGUUUUGAGGAGGAUGUUGGAGAGUUGGUGA